UGCAAGUUCAUUUGAAACUGACCGAAUUUCCUCCUCACGUCUGAUCAAGUAGACGCUUCGAGACUAGUAGAUAUUUCUUUUGAAUGCUAUUGCUGUUGUUCAGCUUGAGGAGGAAGAGAUUGGUAGAAAUUCUGGCUGGGUAAGGGGGGAUUCCCGGCGAUGAAAAAGGGGGCACUUAGAAGCCGGAGGAAAAAUCAGCAGCUCCCCACCUCCACAUCUCCUGUACCCCUCACUCUCCGCCGGUGACCUGGCGUAGAGACCCCCCGGCGGCAGCAUGAACAUUUGAUCGGAUUUUCGUCAGCGCCCUGCAGACUGUCGCGCGAGGGGCUGUGGACGUUGCCCUCUCUGUGCUGCUGGGGAUUCGGCUUUGGAAGGACAGGCUCUGCGGUCGCCCCCUCCCGGGGCUAGCUCUGCCCUGGGGCCAGGGCGCGGCGCCCACCAUGCCCCACUGCCCGCCGCUCGCGCUGCUCUGCGCGCUGCCCUGGCUCCUGCAGGCGGCGGGGACCCGGGUUCAGCCCCCAGCGCCGCGCAAUGACCGCGGCGACCCUACCAGGGGCGCUGACUUUGAUCGCGUCUACAGCGGGGUAGUGAGCCUCAGCACCGAGAAUAUCUACUCCUUCAACUACACCAGCUGGCCCGGCCAGGUGACUGCCGUGCGGGUGUAUGUGAACAGUUCCUCUGAGAAUCUCAACUACCCAGUCCUUGUUGUGGUUCGCCAACAGAAGGAGGUGCUGUCCUGGCAGGUCCCUCUGCUCUUCCAAGGACUAUACCAGAAGAGCUACAACUACCAGGAAGUGAGCCGCACCUUGUGUCCCUCAGAAGCAACCAAUGAAACAGGACCCCUGCAGCAGCUGAUAUUUGUGGAUGUAGCAUCCAUGGCACCACUGGGGGCCCAGUACAAACUGCUGGUUACUAAGCUCAAGCACUUCCAGCUCCGGACAAACGUUGCCUUUCACUUCACUGCCAGCCCCUCUCAACCUCAGUAUUUUCUAUACAAGUUUCCUGAAGAUGUGGACUCAGUUAUCAUUAAAGUGGUAUCUGAAAUGGCCUAUCCAUGUUCUGUUGUCUCAGUCCAGAAUAUCAUGUGUCCAGUUUAUGAUCUUGACCACAAUGUGGAAUUUAAUGGUGUCUAUCAGUCCAUGACCAAGAAGGCUGCCAUCACACUACAGAAGAAGGAUUUCCCAGGAGAGCAAUUCUUUGUGGUGUUUGUGAUAAAGCCUGAAGAUUAUGCCUGUGGAGGAUCUUUCUUCAUCCAGGCAAAGGAAAACCAAACCUGGAAUCUACAACGAACAAAAAACCUUAAAGUGACCAUUGUUCCUUCUAUUAAAGAAUUUGUUUAUGUGAAAUCUAGCCUCUUCAGUGUCUUCAUCUUCCUCUCCUUCUACUUGGGAUAUCUACUUGUUGUGCUUGUUCAUUGCGUGAGGUUUCAGAGAAAAUCUAUCGAUGGAAGCGUUGGUUCCAAUGAUGGCUCAGGAAACCUGGUGGUAUCACAUCCCAUUGCUGCCAGCACACCUGAAGGGAGCAAUUAUGGGACAAUAGAUGAGUCAAGCUCCAGUCCUGGAAGGCAGAUAUCCUCCUCCGAUGGUGGGCUGCCCUGCCAGUCAGACACAGACAGCUCAGUGGAGGAGAGCGACUUUGACACCAUGCCAGACAUUGAGAGUGAUAAAAACAUCAUCCGGACCAAGAUGUUCCUUUACCUGUCAGAUCUGUCCAGGAAGGACCGGAGAAUUGUCAGCAAAAAAUAUAAGAUUUAUUUCUGGAACAUCAUCACCAUCGCUGUGUUUUAUGCCCUGCCCGUGAUCCAGCUGGUUAUCACCUACCAAACAGUGGUAAAUGUCACUGGUAACCAGGACAUCUGUUACUACAACUUCCUCUGUGCACACCCAUUGGGCGUCCUGAGCGCCUUCAACAACAUUCUCAGUAACCUGGGCCACGUGCUUCUGGGCUUCCUCUUCCUGCUGAUAGUCUUGCGCCGGGACAUCCUCCAUCGAAGAGCCCUAGAAGCCAAGGACAUCUUUGCUACGGAGUAUGGAAUUCCCAAACACUUUGGUCUCUUCUAUGCUAUGGGCAUCGCAUUGAUGAUGGAAGGGGUUCUCAGUGCCUGUUACCACGUCUGCCCUAAUUACUCCAACUUCCAGUUUGACACCUCCUUCAUGUACAUGAUCGCGGGCCUCUGCAUGCUGAAGCUCUAUCAGACCCGCCACCCGGACAUCAAUGCCAGCGCCUACUCUGCCUAUGCCUCCUUUGCUGUGGUCAUCAUGCUCACCGUCCUCGGAGUGGUAUUUGGAAAAAAUGAUGUGUGGUUCUGGAUCAUCUUCUCCGCAAUCCACAUUCUGGCCUCUCUGGCCCUCAGCACCCAGAUCUACUACAUGGGUCGUUUCAAAAUAGAUGUGUCUGGCCCAGAUUUGGGAAUUUUCCGGCGGGCGGCUAUGGUGUUCUACACAGACUGUUUCCAGCAGUGUAGCCGGCCUCUGUACAUGGAUAGAAUGGUGUUGCUCAUCGUGGGGAAUCUGGUUAACUGGUCCUUCGCCCUCUUUGGAUUGAUAUACCGCCCCAGGGACUUUGCUUCCUACAUGCUGGGCAUCUUCAUCUGCAACCUGCUGCUGUACCUGGCCUUCUACAUCAUCAUGAAGCUUCGCAGCUCGGAGAAGGUCCUCCCGGUCCCGCUUUUCUGCAUUGUGGCCACCGCUGUGGUGUGGGCUGCUGCCUUGUAUUUUUUCUUCCAGAAUCUCAGCAGCUGGGAGGGCACCCCAGCUGAGUCCCGGGAGAAGAACCGGGAGUGUGUCCUGCUGGAAUUCUUUGAUGACCAUGACAUCUGGCACUUCCUCUCUGCGACGGCCCUGUUUUUCUCAUUCCUGGUGAGUUGGUUACUUUCUUCCUGUACAUCUUGUACUCUCUCUCAUUGUUGUUUUUUCCUGCUCCUCCUGAAGUCCUCUUUUAUAUUGCUCUCUAAUUUCCCCCUUCAAUUCCUCAUUAUAAUUCAGUGUACAGAUGAUCUUACUUCUUUUUAAAAUAUGAUAUCCUUCGGAUAGAUCUUUAUUUUUAAUUUCCUUUCUUUCUUUAAUACUUUUGGACAGAGUGAUGAAAUCAUUUCCCCUAAGUUGCACAGCACAUUUGGACUAAAACGGUUAUUAGACCCACACACCCAGAAUUCCCCCAGGAGCCACUUUGGGCAUUCACCAAAAUUCUGGUAACACUGGAUUAUUCCUUCUCAUGCCAUGCUCAUGUCCCUCCUCCUCCUCUAGUCUCACUGAAUGUUUUAUAGACAUUUUAAAGAUUCCUGGAGGGGCUCCGGAUAGCAGCCAGGUCUCUGUUGCCUUCUAACCAAUCUGUCCAAAAUCUUUCUUGUAUUCCCUCUAUUGUUUUACCCCAGCCCCUUUUUCAGAAGCCAUGUGCUCUUAUGUCAACUCUGUACGACAGCUCCUGGUAUUCUUUAAAACUAAUGUUGACUUUUCCAAAUUCAAAGCCCACGGUGCCGGACGUGAGUCCAGCGGGCAACAACCUUUCAACAGCGGCCACGCAGUCUCAGGCCUGCCAUGUAACCGCAGGAGUGUAGCAGGGCUACCCUCUAGUGGCCAGUUUGGGAAGUUUAACCGAUCAGUGCCAACAUUCCUGAUCACUUCCAUUUCAGAUAGUCUCCUUCUUUAGAGACAGAGGCAAACAAAGUGGUGCGGAGCUAAGGUUCCAUGUGGAGGCAAUGGUGGGCAAGGGAACUAGAAAUGGAGAAAGAGGGUACAUUCCUUAUAUAUUAUAGAAAUGCUUUAGAUCUUGAUCUGAAUGUCCUCU
Messenger RNA from Nycticebus coucang (slow loris), 3786 nucleotides. RefSeq names its product SID1 transmembrane family member 1 (gene SIDT1). The transcript has 25 exons. Lineage: Eukaryota; Metazoa; Chordata; Mammalia; Primates; Lorisidae. The record is from RefSeq and is a predicted model, not a curated record. Gene Ontology annotation, cellular component: membrane. Bases 441 to 3011 code for a protein of 856 amino acids.